Molecule: messenger RNA, 606 nt
Organism: Impatiens glandulifera
Lineage: Eukaryota; Viridiplantae; Streptophyta; Magnoliopsida; Ericales; Balsaminaceae
Exons: 1
Coding region: 1-606 (201 amino acids)
Molecular function (GO): RNA-DNA hybrid ribonuclease activity; nucleic acid binding
Source: RefSeq, a predicted model, not a curated record
AUGCAAGCCCACCCAAUCAAGCUAGUGUCAAGACUCGAUCCCAUUCGUUUCUUGUUUCAAAGAACUCUUCUUUCGCCGCGUCUUGCUAAAUGGAUGAUGAUGAUUUCAGAAUAUGACAUCACGUAUACCGUGCAAAAGUCAAUCAAGGGGAGCAUAGUGGCUGAUUUCCUAGCUGAUCAACCAAUCACCGUUGGAGACGAUGACGAAGAGAUGGUCUUUCCAGAUGAUGAGAUCAUGGUUGUUCAAUCCGAAACGUGGAAGUUAAUGUUCGAUGGCGCAUCGGGCAGACAGGGUUACGACAUUGGUAUCCUUUUGAUCGAUCCUGCUGGCACGUAUAAUCCUACUUCUGUUAAGUUGAGUUAUAGUGUCACCAACAACGAGGCUGAGUACGAAGCAUGCAUUGCUGGGAUCAAGUUAGCUAGCGAGAAGAGGAUUAGCAGAUUGGAGGUUAUUGGAGACUCGAAUCUUGUAAUCUCACAAGCCAAUGGGGAUUGGCAGGUCAAAGGCGACAAUCUUAAACCUUAUCAUUCUUUUCUCAUGCGUUUAAUCGCCAAAUUCGAAAGUGUUGUUUUCAUCCAUGCUUCAAGGAGUCAACUGUUUCGCUGA